AUGUCUUCCGCUGAGAUAGUAGUCACUCUGAUAGCACAUGGUUCUGAGCUCUCUGAGCAAACCAAGAGCGGGUUUCGCGCGUUCCUGAAUGAUCUCUCUGACGUCGAACUAGAGCAGGAAAAAGCGCUGUCUGUGAGAGCUUAUGACUUCUUUUUAAGGACCCAAAAAGAUGUCGCUGUCAUUAAAGAAACCAUGGGUAGCCUUGGCAAUGGCAUUUUGGAUGUUAUUGUGCAGAAGAACUCGGAGUGGCGCAAGAAAAAAGGUCUCGUAGUGUUCGACAUGGACUCGACCUUGAUCUAUCAGGAAGUCAUUGAAUUGAUUGCUGCGUAUGCGCAAGUCGAGGACCGUGUGGCUGAAAUCACAGAGCGUGCCAUGAAUAAUGAGCUGGACUUCAAGCAGUCCUUGCAGGAGCGCGUGGCUCUGCUGAAGGGUAUCAAAACAGCUACACUGUACGACGAGAUCAAGGCGAAGCUGCGGGUGACAGAGGGUGUUCCAGAGCUUACGCGAGGCUUGCAAAAGACCGGAUGUAAGCUCGCUGUUUUAAGUGGCGGGUUUACGCCAUUUGCCAAUCACAUGAAGGAGGUGCUGGGACUGGAUUUCGCACGGGCCAACGUACUGGCCACAGAGACGGACGCGAGCACGGGCGAGGAGGUGCUGAGCGGCUACACCCUCGGGGACGUUGUGGAUGGCGAGUGCAAGGCUGCGACGUUGAUCGAGCUUGCGCGCGAGCACGGAGUGCCAAUCGAAGCCACGGUGAUGGUUGGAGACGGCGGAAACGACUUGCCUGCGAUGGGCGUUGCUGGGUUCGGAAUUGCCUGGAACGCGAAGCCCAAGGUCCAGGCUGCCGCACCUUCCAAGCUCAACACGCGCUCUAUGCAAGACGCGUUCUACAUCUUUGGAUACACUGACGGUGAGAUCCAGGAGCUCCUAAAAUGA
Molecule: messenger RNA, 936 nt
Organism: Lachancea thermotolerans CBS 6340
Lineage: Eukaryota; Fungi; Ascomycota; Saccharomycetes; Saccharomycetales; Saccharomycetaceae
Gene: SER2
Product: phosphoserine phosphatase
Exons: 1
Coding region: 1-936 (311 amino acids)
Biological process (GO): dephosphorylation; L-serine biosynthetic process
Cellular component (GO): cytoplasm
Molecular function (GO): L-phosphoserine phosphatase activity; magnesium ion binding
Source: RefSeq, a predicted model, not a curated record